AAGAUGAUAGAGUUUUAUUUAAUGUUAUUCUGAAAUCUGAAUCAGAUCGCGAUAAACACUAUGAAUGGUUAAAGAAUAAUACCAAUAUAACUGUUGUACAAUUUAACAAAAAUAUUUUAUCGAUUAAAGAUAAAAAUAUUGCAAAGGAUUUUUCUGUUGAUGGUUUUUGCGGAUACCAUGGCUGGUUUACUCAAGAAUUUGCUAGUAAAGAAUUAACGCAGAGAGAUGAAGUCGCUGUUGUGGAACAAGAUUCUAUAAUGAAAGUUAAUUAUGUGGUUCCACGUGAUGUCCAGGAUGCCAUAAUCCCAAAUCGAAAUUUGGAUCGUAUAGAUCAAGCAAAUUCUAUUUUAAAUAGAAAAUAUGACUAUCCUCAUACAGCAGGUGAAGGCGAGCACUCAGAAUUUGAAGGACGUGCUAAAUCUGGUGGUUUUUUUUGCGACGGAUGUACUAGUGAUAAUGACGAAACUGGACAUGGAACUAAUGUUGCUGGAAUUGUAGCCGGUAAAAAUUUUGGUGUCGCAAAGAAAUCUACAGUUAUUUCUGUAAGAGUUUUCAAUGCUACCGGUGGGGUUGCUUCAGCAGGUAUUUUUUCUAAAUUUGAUAUGAGUUCACUAUCAGGAACUUCUCAAGCAUCACCAUUUGUUGCUGGUACACUUGCUCUUAUUAUUGCUAAAAAUGGUAAUACAAGUCCAAAAAAAAUGGCCACUGAAUUGAAGGAUUUGUCAACUAAAAAUGCAGUAGAUUUUGGUACAAAUGCUAUUGCAAAAGAUACUCCAAAUAAUUUUGUGCGCGUACCUGCACCAUAA
Racocetra fulgida is the source of this 806-nucleotide messenger RNA. NCBI's taxonomy places the organism in Eukaryota, Fungi, Glomeromycota, Glomeromycetes, Diversisporales, Gigasporaceae. The record is from the annotation of a GenBank genome assembly.